AGCAAAAAAAUAUUUUUGAUAAAUCAUUUAAUUUGUAGUAUGGCUGCCAGGUCAGUUGAGCCUGCACAAAAGCAAUUCAAAAUAAUUUUUAGGAAACAGAAAUAUGGUAUGGCUGCAUCAAGCUAUCAUAUUUUACUUGAGAAAUGCAAAUCAAAAUUUGAUAUAAAGAAGGAGUGCAAGUUGACUCUUUGCUAUGAAGAUCAUACAGAAAUUGAUGAGGAUUUUUUCCCUCUCAUUAAUGAAGGAGAGACCCUCAUACUUCAUACAACAGACAAUCGGGAGCCCCUCAUUGAAUCAGUUAUGAAGAAGCUAGAAGAGUUCAUUAGAGAGUGUCUCAAUUGUGAACCCAAUAUCAGUGAGCAACUCCAGACUCUUAUUUCUAUGGGAAAAGUGGACAAUUUUCAAGAUUUUGUUGCUUCACUGCCUGUUGUCUCAGCAGAAGCAAAGCUGAGCAACCGGAAUGAACAUCCUGACUGGUUUGAAGGAAUAAGCAGCAGACAUCAGAGUAAGGAAGGUGUCAUGCGAGGCAGUGCUGAGUGCAGGAUGAGAAGCUACAUGCAGAGCCUACAGAAGGAGUUGCGACUAAUGUUGCAAGUGCAGGCCCGCAGGCGCAAUGAAGUCUCUCUGCCUCGCAACGUUGAGGAGGCCAUCCGUUACUUCAGCACUCGUCUCAAGGCCUGCAAGUACAACGCGCAUUACUUUGAUCGCUCGCACGCCAUGUCUUGUUGCCGCAUGUGCAACGCUGACGGUGCCUUCUUGUGUGGCGGUGCCUACAACAAACACCAGUGCAGUGAUCACCACACCAUCAACCCUUACGCCACUCGUCACCACCGCGUCGUCUUCUCCACGUGGAACUUGGACCACAUACAGAAAAUGGAUCUAGACAAUUCUAAUGGACAAUCUAUACAUGAAGUUUCAUUCAUUUGCGCAGAAAACCCAGCCAAUGCAAAGGAAGUUCCGGGUAUUCAAGAAUUAAUAUCAGAAAAUCAAGUAAGUUCGAAAAACAUGGAAGGCUCUUGUGAUCAAAAGAAUAAAAAUGGCAAAUCUGCCGAUGAAUUACCAAGCGCUGAUGAAGUAGAGGGUAAUGUGUGUCGGAGUAAUAAGAGGAAGGAUCUCCGAGAUGAUAAACUUGAAACCAUUAGCAAUCGCAAUGAAGAGAUCAGCGUUGCAACCAAGCAAGAAUCCAAGCGCCAAACUCGUGCGGCCUUCAGGACAAAGAACAAAGGUUCCAAAAUACCAACCGUAUCAUACGUCCGAGAAACAAAACAAGCUAAGGACGCCUCAUCAAGCUGCCCUCCCUCGGGACGGUCCUCGGGUUGUCUUGAUCGUUGCGAGGGACACAAGCCGGGGACGGGGAACCUGAAGCUCGUGCACAUCGCCUGCCACGUGAAGCUGCCCCACAACCUCGCGUGUGACCCGCGCCGCGUGUAUCGCUAGCGAUGUCAUCAGCAACCGAUGCUUAUUGACAGAUUACUCACCUGCUUAAUCAUAAUUCACUGGUACCUUUAACAUGACUUUUAUCCUAUGAUAAAUUUUUUUAAUAUAGUUCUAUUGAUAAUUUAACCAUGUGACAAAUUCAUGUUUUUGUACACCUUGAUUUCUUAUUAUAUUUGUACAAAAUCAUUCACACGUUUGAAAGCUUACUAGCUUUCUUGAAUCUCAAUGUGUCAAUGUGAUUUAAUUUCGGAUUACUAGUGCAGCAGUUCAGGUACCUUGGAUUAGAUCAAAUUAUUAUUCACAUUCUAAAGUUAUACCAAUUUGACUGGUUUGGUGCUCGCUCGUUCAGAACCGAACCUAACAAGCAUCAAGUCACAAUUGAUGUCCUCAGUACAAUGUGUGUAGACAUUUGAGUGCGUGAGAAGAAGUUCAUGCGCAACCUUGUAUUACCAGGCAACUCUGCACGUGUAUCGCUCACUACUCGCCGAAUAUUUAUGAAUUUUGCUGUAACGAAUGCCACUCUGCGGGGACGGUUAAUUUUGCAAUGAAGACAAAUUAUAAAUUUUAUAAUAUAUUUACUGAAGAUUAAGAUGAUUUAUAACUGAUCUUAUCGUUAACAGAUCUCAAUAAUUUGCAAUUUAGCCACAAGAUUUUGUGUUUUGCGUCGCGUGAACCGCGAAAAGUUGUGUGAUCACCAAGAAUUAUUUUUAAUCUAUUUAUAUAUAUGAUAAAAUUUAUAAGAUUUAUACUAUAUCAAAUUGAUGUUUUCUUUAUUCGUGAGAUGUUAAUUAGUAAAUCAACAUGUUGAUAUAUAUUUCCAUGUGAUAUAUAUUUUCUAUAUUUUUUUACAAAUGGAGUCAAAAUUUUAGCGGAGCGCACCAAAGAAUUUCACAUAGAAUACUGAUGAGUUUGAGCUGAUCAAAUUAUAAGAGUUAAGGCGAAAUUGCUUGAAAUUAUUUAGACUUGGAAACUGAAUAGAGUGAAGCGUGAAGACGUGCGCAUCAUUGAACUAAUGUCGGAUACUUGAACGAUUACGCGCCUCCGCUUGAAUUAGGAAAUUGAAACCAAAUUUACUCGUCAAUUUAUUGCUAUAAAAAUAUUUGCUCGCCGAUCCUUUGCUUUAACUUUACUUCAUGCAGAACAAUUCACGUUUAGGACUUCAAGACAUUAAUAGAACCACCGAUACCUCCAGCAGCUCCUGAUACCAUCACUACCAGCAGCUACCACCACCACCACCAGCUGCAAUGUAUCUACCAUCAUAAUAACUUGGAGCGCCAUAGGAAUGGUCAGUGCAUUUCUAAACAUUUAUUUGCCCACGAACAAAGCUUACAAAACUCGGCAACGCGCGAGGUACAGAAAUUGAGCAAAUGGAUCUCAUCGUAUAAGUGUAUCACUGCCCUAAUUUAGUUUAUCAGAAAGAA
This is a messenger RNA of Hyalella azteca, 2858 nucleotides long. It is a transcript of the gene Drep4, whose product is annotated as DNA fragmentation factor subunit beta. The coding region runs from base 40 to 1437 and encodes 465 amino acids. The transcript has 6 exons. Gene Ontology annotation, molecular function: DNA endonuclease activity. Gene Ontology annotation, cellular component: nucleus; cytoplasm. The record is from RefSeq and is a predicted model, not a curated record. Lineage: Eukaryota; Metazoa; Arthropoda; Malacostraca; Amphipoda; Hyalellidae. Gene Ontology annotation, biological process: apoptotic DNA fragmentation; apoptotic process.